This is a messenger RNA of Recurvomyces mirabilis, 615 nucleotides long. RefSeq lists its product as uncharacterized. The record is from RefSeq and is a predicted model, not a curated record. The transcript has 2 exons. Lineage: Eukaryota; Fungi; Ascomycota; Dothideomycetes; Mycosphaerellales; Teratosphaeriaceae. The coding region runs from base 1 to 615 and encodes 204 amino acids.
AUGAAGAGGAGAGCUUCGAAGCUAGCCGGAUGUAUAAUCACACACCCAAACCCCACCAUAAUCAACAUGCAUCUCAUCAUCUCCACCUUCGCCAUCUCGGCCCUCACCCUCCUCCCCUGGACAGCCCUCGCCAACCCAACCCCAGUCAGCCAAUGCAUCCCCACCCCCUCCGCCUCCGCCCUCGCCACCGACUUCGGCAAGCUCAUCUCAGCCUACAGCGACAAACUCGCCAACGCCACCCUCGCCCCCAACUUCCAAGAUUACUCCGAGUCCGUCAACACUCUCAUCGACAACGGCGGCAGCACCCCCAAGAACCUCCUCUCCGCCACCUUCACCUCCCGGUCCGAUUUCGAGGUGGCGUCAGCCGGCCAGCCUGCUGCACCGUUCGAGAUCAAGGAUCUGUGGAUCGCGUGCGAUGUUUUGAUUAUUCGGUGGUUGUCGGCGCAGAGUCCGUUGCCGGUUGUCGGGAUUUCGGUGGCGCAUGUGGUUUUUAAUCGGCCGAGUUGGCAGAUUGACGAGGUGUGGGCGGAGUUUGAUAGUGCGGCUUGGUUGAAGAAUUUGGGGUUUACUAUUACGGCGCCGAAAAGGAGGAGGGAGGUUGUGUUUGAGGGCUGA